Paramecium primaurelia is the source of this 1258-nucleotide messenger RNA. The record is from the annotation of a GenBank genome assembly. NCBI's taxonomy places the organism in Eukaryota, Ciliophora, Oligohymenophorea, Peniculida, Parameciidae.
AUGUAAUCACAAAAUCAAGAUUGUGUGAAAUGUAAGUUUUGUAAAGAAAGAAUACCUAUUCCUCAGAUGUAUGCCCAUAGGUUAGAAUGUAAUUAAUCUAAUCAUUCUAAUUACAUAUCUGAAAUCAAUUCGGUUGUAAAACAAAAUCAAUCUCAUUUAUAAAAAUCUAGAGUUCCAAAUUAAGAAACAAAUUUUCAAUAAAACUUAUCCAAAUAAGAUGUUCAAUUUGUAGAAUCAAAUAUAUAUCCUUAAUAAUAAGAAAGCAACUUUAAAUAAGACUAAUAAUCUAUAAAUAAUGAAGGAAGUUCUAACUAUCCUUAAUAAAACAACACUUAAGAAAUAUAACAGUUGAAUUAAUAGAGUAGUAAUUUAUAUACUGAGUCAUUAUUGAAUUAAGCAUAGAAGAAAUGUUAAUAUUGUGAUUAAGAAUAUCCAAUUUAAUUGCUAGAAUAACAUUAUCCUUUAUGUGAAACUAAAAUAUUAAUUGAAAAGUUAUCUUUAGCUGAUGAUUAAGAUGAAAAUAAUCAAUAUUAAGACUAAUAUCAAGAAGAUAUUCUUAUUAAUUAGAAUCAUCAUUAUUAACAAUAAUAUCAUGAUGAUAUUAAUGAUUCUAAUCCUUAUUUAUCAUAAAAUUAAAAUUCUUCUAUUGUUACAAGAAUUUAAGAAGUAUUAUUACCUGAUGGAAACAUUAAAAAAACAACAACUACUAAAAAUUAAAUUACAGGAUAAACUACAGAACGAAUAGAAAUAAUAUCAAGAAAUUAAUAAUAAUAAUAAUAAUAAUAAUAAUAAUAAUAAUAAUAAUAAUAAUAAUAAUAAAUAUUUUAGCAACAACUAUUUAGUAGACCAUUUUAAGGUUAAAAUCAAAGUAGCAAUUUUAGUAACUAUUUUGAUUAAAUUUUUAAUACUAAUUUAUUUUCAAAUUAAUCAAGGGGACGAAGAAAUAUUUUUAUGCCAAUGACGUAAUUUCUAUUAUUAUUUUAGGAAUUCUUUGUUUAUUCCUUAAGUUCAUUAGUAAUUAGAAAAUUUAGCUGUUAUAAAAUAUAUACCAUAUGAAGGUCUAUCAUAAGAAUAUAAAUAAUGCUCUAUAUGUUUUACUAAUUAUGAUGAUGGUGAAGAAUUAAUUCUACUUCCAUGCAUACAUAGAUUUCAUAAGUCUUGUAUUUCAGAAUGGUUCAAAUAAUAAAGUACAUGUCCUAUAUGCAAAACAGAUAUCACUGAAUAAGAAAUGGGAUUUGAGGAAGAUGAUUAAUCUUGA